GUUGGCCAUUGCUGUGCUGUCCAAGUACAAUCAUCUGAUUGGUGCUCGCCAGCUUUGAUGGUCUGCUUCUUGCUUGAAAUUGACAGAGCUUGUUUAUCACCUACAUGAAGACUGGCUAAAGGAUUACCGGCUUAAAUUUUAAAUAUUUUGUUAAAAUGUUAUUAAAAUUGUUUUUAGCAUUCAAUUUCUUGUAUUCAUCGGUGUAUUGUGAGAUAUUAAGACCACGUGGUGUACCUAUUUCAAAAGUAUCACUUUACGAUCCCAGCAUAGACUUCACCUGUUUUGAUGGCUUGAGGACAAUUCCUUUCAAAUAUGUAAACGACGAUUACUGUGACUGUAACGAUGGCACGGAUGAGCCAGGGACUGCUGCUUGUCCGAAUGGCAUCUUUCACUGUACCAAUGCCGGUCACAAGUCUCUCAACAUUCCAUCCUCGAGGGUUAACGAUGGAAUUUGUGAUUGCUGUGAUGCGUCAGACGAGUAUACGACAGGCAACUGCAGUGAUGUGUGUUACGCACUGGGAGAAGUGGCAAGGCAAGAGGCCAAGCAGCGGGCGGAGCUGCUGCGUCAGGGAAGCGAAGUAAGGCAACAACUCAUCGCUAGAGGCAAGCAGAUGAAGCAAGAAAAAGUGAACAGAGUACAGUCACUGCAGAGGGAUAAGUCAGAGGCCGAGGCAGUCAAGAAGGAGAAAGAAAUGUUGAAGCAGGAGGCUGAGGCUGCUGAGUCCGUGGCUCUAGAGGCCUAUCGGCUGGUGGAGGAGGCUGAGAGGGCGAAACAACAAGAGGAGGAAAGGGCCAAAGAGGAACAGGAGCGUUUUGAGUAUUUCAAGCUAAUAGAUUCAAAUAUGGAUGGCAAGAUCGACAUUUCUGAACUUCAAGCCAGACAAACAUUUGACCAAAAUAAAGAUGGGGUGGUCUCAGAAGAAGAGAUCAAGUUCCUUUUAGGAGACCUGACAGAAGCUGACUGGACUCAGUUCAGUUCAGAAAUCUUCAACCGAAUGAAACCAUUCUUCAUGUUGGAGAAGGGACUGUUUCAGCCUCCGUCAGAACAGAAAGAAGAAACUGAAAAAGAGGAAACUACUGAACCUAACCAAGCUGAGGAGUGGGGUGAUGAGGAUGAGGAAGAGAGGAAUGAUGAUGAUGAAGAUGAGGGAGAUGGGGAGAAGGAAGAAGGAGAAAAUACAGAAGUGGAACAUGAGGAAGAGGAUAAGCCGAAGUAUGAUCCUGCAACUCAACAGCUUAUUGAUGAUGCGGACAAAGCCAGGGCAGAAUACGAGAACGCGGAACGAGCAGUGCGAGAUGUGGAGCGAGAACUGAAGCAUCUACAGGAUAGUCUGGAAAAAGAUUACGGUCCAGAGGAUGAUUUCUCAGCUCUGGAUGGAGAGUGUUUUGAGUAUAGCGACAGAGAGUACACAUACAAGCUUUGUCCAUUUGAUCAGGUGAGCCAGAAGCCGCGAGCUGGGGGUAUAGAAACCAAGCUGGGAACAUGGAGUGGCUGGGUUGGUGCUGAUAUCAAGUACACAGCCAUGUUGUAUGAUCACGGACAAUCAUGUUGGAAUGGUCCACAACGUUCCACUUAUGUUGAAGUGUUGUGUGGACUGGACAGUGUGGUGACAUCGGCCUCUGAGCCAAACCGGUGUGAGUACAGACUUACCUUCACCACACCUGCUGCUUGUAGACCACAGGAGACACACAGCACUGUGCCUCAUGAUGAACUAUGAUCCAUCCAAGAUGGUGAAAACUGCUUUAAAUUUAAUUAGUGUAAAAUUGAUUACAUAUUUGUGAGGUGAUAGUGUUUAGUGUAUAGUUUGUACUACAUCAAAAAUAUUUUCCGCAUUACAAAUUUUAAAUUUUAUAACAUUCAUGUCUCGUUUUAGAUUCAUGAGUAAUUUACUCACAUUGCUGAAUUGUUAUACUGCUAUGUAUCUAUUUUCUUUCUUCCUAAAAAUUUUAAAAUGAUAGUCAAAGAUAACUUUUAAAAUGGAAAACAAACCUUUAAUGAAAAUUCAAAUUUCAAUUAAGUUUUGUCUGGAGAAAAACUUCAGUACGUCACAUGUUAUCUAUAAUAUUUUAAAAUUAAUUAAUGUACAAAGUUAUUAAUUAUUUCAUACAUACAUAGGAGUAGUACAAGUUGUAAUGUACAACUAUUAAUAAAUAAUGAAAUUGAUGCAUCUCUCUUGUAUUUGAAACCGCUACAAACUUCGUUAUAUCAUAUACAACUUUUCAAACAAUUUUUUUAGUCUAAACUUAUAUUAGCAAAACAUUUUUUUGUUUGAACUUAUAUAUUAGCACGCUUGUGGUUUCAAUAGUUUUUAAAAUUGAUUCUAUAGCAUUAUUAUUUGAGUCCCAGUUCUAGUUAUGUAAGUGAAUAACACAAAAGGUACAUGUUUUAUUUAACACAAUGCCUGUCACAUAAACAAUAUUUUCACUGUAUUACAUAUACUUCUGUGCGCUGUGAGGUGGCUUUUACAUCAUUGUACUUUGAAAAACUGUUUCAAAACUUAAUAAAAGUUGUAUUAGCCUAAAAUAUUGACUUAGUUGAAAUAUUAUUAACUGAAGGCCAAACAGGUCAAUUGAUUUAUGGAUUCUAUUUUUACAAUUCUAAAAAAUAGAAUGGAAGAAAGGUUAUGUUAACAGAAGAAAUUGUAUUUCCCACAGAGCACUUGAAAGGAGAGACGUUGCAGCCCUCUCUUUUCUCUCAUCUGCUCAGAGAAAACCACAGUAAUGUUAAAAUAUUGGUGUUCUUUAUUAUUAUUGCUCCACUUAGGUAGGUCAUGAUGGAGUCCUGCUACUAACUGUUGUAAAUGAAUUAAGACAGAUGUAAGGGGAGUGCUCAGUGUUUGGUGUUGUGUUGGUUUAUUGUCAGUGCGUAGGCCGUAAAACAAGUUAUUUUGAUAUAUGUCGGAAUAAAAACUAUUUGUAUUAAAAAAUAUUAAUUAGUAGUUUUGUUUUCAAGUAAUGAAAACUAGUUGCACCAAUCCUGUAUAUUGUUGUUGACCAGCGCAGUAGUUGUGUAAUUAUGGGCACCAUAAGUUUAGUGCAAAAUUAAUCUUCCCUUUUUUCUUGUAUGUUUACUAGUUUAAUUUCCAGUUCAGUGUACAAUAAUAAAAACAAUAAACGUAAGCGUUUUAUAUCUGAAAUCAAGAAAUAUAUCCAGUGUCGACUUGGUACGUGGGUAAAUAAAUAAUAAAAUUUGUUUACAUACUCACAGGUUUUAACAUAUAAUUUUUCCAAAAUACUGAAGGCAGUACUGUUAUAUAUCUAUUACAUAAUUAUUAUUAGCUAACAUUAUUGUGUGUAAAACACUGAAAUGUAUUACACUAGAGACGCGACUGUCCAGAAUGGGGCUAUCCGAAGACCUGGACUAUCCAAAGUACAUUAUAAAAAUUACAUUUUUUCUGUAAAUGUUUUAAAAUUCGUUUAAAGGUUAUAAAUGGCAAAUUCAGACACUUGCUCUAGAUGCAAUCAUGUAUGUGUGAAGCCACUGUUCAUUUAACUACAAGCAAGUUUUUAAUGGUAGGUCCUCUUUUUUCAAAAUUUAAAUUAAACGAAAUUGGACUUGGUCCCAUCAACUUCGUAAAAUCGUGCACUAUUUUAACUACAUCUAAAAAUAAAAUAAUUUGUAAUUGUUUUUAUUUUUAAAAGUAUAAGGUUUUAAAUCAAAUAUAAAGUGUUGGUUCACAAUUAUUUUUGGAUAUCUAUUAUUAAACAAAACGGAUUAAUAAAUUUUGAUGUAAAUAAACGACUUGUGAAUGUUUCUACAUGUAUUUUAUUAUUCAGUCUUGCCCUAGGCAGAUCCACUUUUAUCAAUGGCAGAAUUUUUGACUGACGGAUAAAACAGCAUUGCUUGGAACUAAGUGUUAAAUAUCAAACAUUAGAAAUGUAGACUAGUCAAUGCAAUAUGAACCACCACUUGAUGAUCAUCACUUGUACUUGGCUAGCUCUCUCCACCACAGUGGCAUAUGUGAAUGGAAUACAUAAUUACAAUUUACUUGUGUUUAUUGCAAUCUGUCUGUGCAUAAUAUAUUUGUAGAUCGUUUUGGAUAAAACUAAAAGUAAACAAUGACAUUCAGUAUCAAGUUAAUAUAGUUUUCAUAAUUUUGUUUUUAAUGCUAUUUUAUAUUAAUUGUUUGGAUGAAUGUUGUAAUAACACUUAUAUAAUUAAGUCUUUUCAUAACAUACUAAAAUAGAUUGCUCAUGUGGAUUUAAAAUUAGCUACCAAUUUGUUCUAUGUGGUGCAUGGAUUUACAAAAAUGAAUAUUUGUAUUUUUUGUUUAUUUAUUCAUCUCAGUACAGUAAAAUAUUGUAAUUUCCAAAAAAAAAAUACAUUCCGAAUCUGUGUUUAUCAUAGCAUAGACUGAUUUGAUUAAUAAAUAAUUUAUAUAUAA
Molecule: messenger RNA, 4385 nt
Organism: Homalodisca vitripennis (glassy-winged sharpshooter)
Lineage: Eukaryota; Metazoa; Arthropoda; Insecta; Hemiptera; Cicadellidae
Gene: GCS2beta
Product: glucosidase 2 subunit beta
Exons: 11
Coding region: 156-1718 (520 amino acids)
Biological process (GO): N-glycan processing
Cellular component (GO): glucosidase II complex
Molecular function (GO): calcium ion binding
Source: RefSeq, a predicted model, not a curated record